AUGUCGAGACCAAGCGCCAGCAAGGGAACAAGGAGCCAGCAAGGGGCUUUGCUCUUCCUCUGCGUCCUUGCAGCCAUUCUUGCCUUCUCGAGCUCCCCUUCCCAGGCGUCCGACAAUGCUUCAGCAGUCAGCUUUGCCGCCAUACACAGACGGGCGACGAUUGGUGGAGCACCAGCUUACGACUUGCCGAUGCCUAGGUCGUACGAUACGCAUCACUAUUAUGCAGUGCAGAUCAAGAGGACGCACUCGAAUCACGUGGACAUCAGGGAUGUGUCCGAAGCGCUUGGCGUGGAGUUCGUCGAAAGGGUUGGAGAGUUGAAAGAUCAUUGGCUUGUACGCGCAGAAAAGCCUCUAGACCCCUCAUCCCUCACACUGGCUGCUCGUGAUACAGAUCCCCGCUCUUCUGGAGAAGUCAAGAUCAAACGCCGGGACUGGAGCGAAGACGAAGAUCCUGUCAUUUCACGAUGGCGAUCAUACAAGCGCUCGCCUCGCCAAAACAGUGCUAUCCUCUCCAAACGAGAAGCCCAUCUCUUGGGAUCUAUCGUCGACGUGGAGCGGCAGGUGCUCAAGAAGCGUCAUAAGCGGGAUAAGAUUAUCAGUCCAUGGGACACACCGGAACACUACCCCGAAGUGCGCGCACCGAUUCCCGGUCCUGAACCCCAGCCUUAUCCGGAUCCCAUGCCCCUGCCAAUUCCAGACGGCAGCAACCUCAAGUCUACUCGCAUGCGCCAACAAUUCAACAUCGCUGACCCCAUCUUUACGGACCAAUGGCAUCUGACGAACGACAAGCGAGACUCUAAUGAUCUCAAUGUCACUGGAAUUUGGGCACAAGGCAUUCACGGCAAGGGCUCGAAUGUGUGCUUGAUCGAUGAUGGACUCGACUUCAACAGUCCAGACCUCAAGGAUAAUUUCGUAAGUCAGGGCUUGGAGCUGGUUGAGAGCUCCCGCGCACAAAAAUAAUAGUGCAGCAGACUUUUAGGCGCCUGCCACACGCGCUAGAGACUGGGUCUCAAGGGUUGCUGCGAAGUGCUGAUCAAGACGACAGGUGGCUUACCACGAGGUGCUAUCCUACCCUCGCAGUUUGAAGCCGGAUCGUAUGACUUCAACACGCAUACCCCCUUGCCGAAGCCUUUGCACUCGGACGACCAACAUGGAACGCGCUGCGCAGGAGAAAUCGCUGCAAUUAAGAAUGACGCUUGCGGCGUCGGUGUUGCGUGGGAUGCAAAGGUUGCCGGCGUUCGCAUUCUGUCUGGACCUAUCUCUGAUGUGGAUGAAGCUGCAGCAUUGAAUUAUCGCUACCAAGAAAAUCAGAUCUACAGCUGCAGUUGGGGACCGCCCGAUGAUGGCCGAGCCAUGGACGCCCCAAGGGGACUGAUCGCCAAAGCUGUCCUGAAUGGUAUUCAAAACGGCAGAGGUGGCAAAGGCAGCAUUUUUGUCUUUGCCGGAGGAAACGGAGGUGCCUCAGAUGAUCAAUGCAACUUUGAUGGAUACACAAAUUCGAUCUACACCAUGACGAUUGCCGCGGUGGACCGCGAGAAUCAGCAUCCUUACUACAGCGAGAUGUGUGCGUCAAACAUCGCAACUGGUUGGAGCAGUGGCAGCGGCGACCACAUUCACACUACAGAUGUUGCUUGGAACGGGGUCAAUCGUUGCACGACUCAUCACGGAGGAACCUCUGCUGCAGCGCCUCUAGUUGCCGGUGUCAUCGCGCUCGCGCUCCAAGUCCGUCCAGAGCUGACUUGGCGUGACAUGCAGCACAUUGCUGUUCACUCUGCCCAAAUGGUCAACCCCGACGACAAGGAUUGGCAAGUCACUCAAGCCGGUCGCCACUACAACCACAAGUAUGGCUAUGGUAUCAUCGAUGCGUUCAAGUUUGUCGAGGAAGCCAAGACUCAUACAUUGGUCAAGCCUCAGGCUUGGGCUGAGUCUCCAAACGUUACGCUGGCACGUGACAACACCCUCAUCACUGGAGAUGGUACUCACAGCACGUUCACAGUGACCAAGGAAUUCCUGGAGAAGAACAAUGUGGACACUCUGGAGCAUGUAACUAUCCGAGUUUGGAUAUCUCACGAGCGCCGCGGAGACGUCGACGUGGAAUUGGUUUCUCCGCACGGCACCAAGUCAGUACUCGCACGUCCUCGCAGAUACGACGACGCCACGACAGGAUUCCCUGGCUGGGGUUUCAUGACAUUGAAGCAUUGGGACGAAGAUCCGAUCGGAGACUGGACAAUGACUGUUUACGACAGGGCACACCCUAAGCAGACUGGAAAUUUCUGGGCCUGGACCAUCACCUUGUGGGGUCAAGUCAUCGAUCCCGCAAAGGCCAAGGCUUGGAACUUCCCCGAAGACAGUAUCGAAUUCCACGAGACCCUGGAAGCUGCCCCCACCACGACCACUGUGUACCAGCCGGGAGGAGCUGCCAGUCAGCGUCCCAAGCCUACGGACCACUUGCCGCCUGACCAUGGCUCCCGACCGGGCGAGAGCGACCAUGACUUUACCAACAGCGGACCAGGCCAGGUGCGUGGCGCCGCGAGCAGAUGCACACAAGAAGCUUAAUCGCUGACCACCCACUAUUCCUCCUCACACAGAGCUCUCCUGAGGCCGACACCGGCUACUUGGCAGGUCUCAAGAAUCGCAGCAGUUGGCUGUUCAUUGCUGGGGGCGUGGUACUGAUCUUUGCAGGCUCUCUUGCUGCCUUCUUCAUCAUUCGACGCCGUCGUCAGCGCCGCUUUGGACCUGACGCAGCCGCAGCAUACGAAUUUGUGCCCGGAGAAGAGGACGAAGAGAUGGCGAUGAGUGCGAUGGGAGGAUCUGCAGGUGCGACUGGUGGAAGAGGGGGUCGACGUGCGCGCGCGAAGGAGCUGUACGAUGCGUUCGGAGAGGCUACGGAUGAUGAGGACGAAGGCGAAGAGGAUGCUUUGGUCAAACGAGGAGCCAGGCCCGGUCAGUAUAAGGACGAGCCCGACACCCCAACGGUUCGGGAACAUAAGGAGGGAGAAGAAGAUUCGAGAUUCGCAAUCUCCGAUGAAACCCAGACUCCGCUCACAGCCGAAACGCCAGCUCGAGGUCGAGGCCAAGCCACUUCUCCAGCACCUGUACUUCGAAGCCAAGAGAUGGACAAGGGCAGGAGCGAGCAGUUGCUUUUCGAUGCGGAAGAUGACGAUGAAGAGCGUGGCGAAGAGGGUAGCGGUGGAAGUGGAGGAAGCUGGCAGGAUGCAUCCCGACCUUGA
This is a messenger RNA of Ceraceosorus bombacis, 3230 nucleotides long. The record is from the annotation of a GenBank genome assembly. NCBI's taxonomy places the organism in Eukaryota, Fungi, Basidiomycota, Exobasidiomycetes, Ceraceosorales, Ceraceosoraceae.